This is a messenger RNA of Nilaparvata lugens (brown planthopper), 1618 nucleotides long. RefSeq lists its product as uncharacterized. Lineage: Eukaryota; Metazoa; Arthropoda; Insecta; Hemiptera; Delphacidae. The record is from RefSeq and is a predicted model, not a curated record. The transcript is spliced from 6 exons. The coding region runs from base 358 to 1131 and encodes 257 amino acids.
CUUUUGUACAUGUACAUUUUUGAUUUCUCUCAAAUCCGGUUCUGCUGGAUUAUUCAACAAAAAGAAUGUUUGCGGUUAUUGAAUUUGGAGGUUCGGAAGAGAAUAAAACAGCUGUUGUGAGACGCGAAUGGUUAACACCAGCCAAAAAAGAAGUUUUUUGGCCGCCCUUUAAAAUGUCAAUGCAGUUCAACAAGGCACUAAUAGACGGUGUUGCACCUGAUGAAAGUAAAUGGACCCUGUUUCCCGUGAGGCGAUGCCUUUAUACUAGUGAUGAACUAUUGAAGGCACGAGAGAAGGAAAGAUUGGCCGAAAAAGAAUCUGACUUACAAACAGAAGGUGAUGAUGUAUUGGUAUUAGAUGGAAGAAGAAACGGAAAAUCACAAAAAAGAUAUUUUUUCCAGCAGUGAUUCAUCUGGAGAUGAAUGCUCACAAAAUGUCAAGAAAACUCUUUUCUCGAAAGACCAAUAUUGCUAUCCUGCUCGUGCUCCAUCUCCGCCAAUGAGCCAGUCUCAGAGAGACUCUACCUUUCCACAAUUAUUUGCAACACCAUUGUCCUCAGUAAUAUCGAGUCCUGCAAAUUCCUCUAUUGAGAGAACAACUGUGACUCAGUCUGGAUUGAAUGUGGUUGCAAAUCGCAUUGCGAAAUUGGAAUUGGAAAUUGUCAAAUUGAAAGAAUAUUUGGAAAAUAUUCUUCCUCAAAUAGCUGGACUAAACAAGCAACAACCUUCUACCGAAACAUUGACAACAACCUCAAUUCCUCCUCUCCCCUGUAAUGAGAAGGAGGAAGUAGAGAAUCUCGAAGUGUGGCUGGAAUCUAAGCAAAACCAAAACCUCCUAGUUCAAUAUCUUGGUCGGGUAGGGGGCAAAACAGUAGAUUAUGUUGUCAGAAAAACACUAGCUCAAUUAUUCUCGAACAAACUGGCACAAUCUUAUAAUUGGACGGGAAAAAAUGGCAAGAAUGCUUUGCUUCAGUUGAAAAUUAAAGACAUAAUUUUCCGUGUUGUUCGCAAUAAUAAGCAGACCGAAUCAGGAAGUGAGUUCGACAUAAUUGAAAAAGCCAAAAGUUGGUUUCGAUUUGCCAAAGAUCGUGAUGGAGGACGGGAGGAGAGACGUAAAAGUAAAGCUAAUUGAGUUGAAACAAAGUCUGUGUAAGCAAAUGUAUCUCUAAAAUAUUAGUUUAUUCAGAAGUUUGGCUGAAAACUAUGAAAGCUAUGUUUACAUGUGUGGUAUAAAGCUAUGUUAUACAGAGGGGUGCAAAAGUAGGUAUACAGUAAUUAAAUAUGUUAAAAAAUAAGUAGGUUUAUUUCUACAAAAACUAAACUUUUACAAUCUAUUUUAAGAGCGUUAAGAAAAAGAAAUCAACUCUUAAAAGUGUUGUACUUCACCAAUACACUUACUUCCUUUUGUGUUCAAAUUGUUUGCAUUCACAGUCAACACACUGUAUUUGCACCCCACACUUUUGCACCCCUCUGUAUAUUAUUCCUUGACUUUAAAAAUUCUUCAGCAAUCUCUUCAAACUAAAAUUACUAAAGUUUUAGUUCAUAUUACAUCAACAAUGACUUAUGAAUUGAGUAAGAGGCAACAACAAAGGUGGUGUAGGAAAAGGACGCAUGAAAUU